Zerene cesonia (dogface butterfly) is the source of this 1213-nucleotide messenger RNA. RefSeq names its product calexcitin-1 (gene Scp2). Gene Ontology annotation, molecular function: calcium ion binding. The transcript is spliced from 7 exons. Lineage: Eukaryota; Metazoa; Arthropoda; Insecta; Lepidoptera; Pieridae. Bases 126 to 680 code for a protein of 184 amino acids. The record is from RefSeq and is a predicted model, not a curated record.
GCAAUACGUAGACUUAGCUUAGGUCGGGGCCCGACCGCCGCACGGCAUUAUUCGUUGUGACGCGGCAGCCGGCAGCCGACUGACUUCUAAACGAUCCUUGACGCUCUUCGGAAAACACAAUAAACAUGUCCAUCUCCGAGUUCAGACGGAAGAAGCUCCUCUAUGUCUUCAACGUUUUCUUCGAUGUCAAUCAGAGCGGUACUAUUGAACGAAAGGACUUCGAGCUGGCCAUAGAGAAAAUCUGCAGUCUGCGCGGCUGGAAGCCUGGUGAUGCUAAGCACUCAGAGACUCACGAAGUAAUGAUACAAAUCUGGGACGGUCUUAGAAAACGAGCUGACUCCAAUAAAGAUGGGCAGGUAUCCGUAGAAGAAUGGGUGUCCAUGUGGAACGACUACGCUCAGAACCCGUCCGCGGCUCUCAAGUGGCAGCAGCAGUACUGCCACUUCAUGUUCCAGCUGGAAGACGCGAGUGCUGAUGGCACCAUUGAUUGUGACGAGUUCACCACAGUCUGCUCUUCUUAUGGCAUCAAUCCGCAGGAAUGCAAAGCCGCUUUUGGCAAGAUGGCUAAGGGCAAGGCAAACGUCUCGUGGGAGGAGUUCCAGGAACUUUGGAAGGAGUAUUUCUCCACUGAGGACCCUAACGCGCCCGGAAACUUCAUUUUUGGAAGGACCAGCUUCUAAGGGAAACCCGUGGAAAGAUCUAGAACAUUCCAUUUAGAUUCGAGGACCGUUUUAAAUCGAGUCCAACGCGGGCACAAUUGGAUUAAAUUUUCUGAAAUAAUGAACGCCCGCGGGGACUGCGUCAACAUUACAUUUUAAUUUUGCGUGGUGUUCAAAAUGUAUUAGCGUAAUUUACUCUUCUAUAGUCUUUCUAGACUCGUUUUCAUCCUCUUAAAGCUCAAAUUAGAAAUUUUCAAUCUUAGCUAUAUACAACGAACGUUUACGAAUAUUUCUUGUAAUUGUAAUUGUGGUUCGAAAUUCUUUUUAAUAGUGUUUAAUUUUUUUUUAAUCAAUCGAAUAUUAAGAUAACUGCCAUCAACGCAAACAUAUUCAAUUCCAAUUUUAAAACAUUUAUUAUAUACUAUUGGAAUUUUAAUUAUUUGUUUGAAAUUUAUAAAUUUUAUCGUUAUAAUCCGCUAUUACACACCUAGAUCAAUUUAUUGUAUGUAUAUAUUAUAAUUAAAUAAUUGAAAUAAAUGAUUUAAUGUCCUUCC